AUGGCGCCGCUUAUGAACCACACCAAUAACUCGGAUGGCUAUGUCUUGAAUGAGUAUGGUUUCGACAACGGCACAAGCGAACACUUAGAUGCCCCUGCAUGGACAAAUGGCAUAUCAUCAAGUACGACGCGGAUUGGAAUCACUCGCAAUAGUUCGCCUCCGGGAGAAUCUCAUGCGUCGAAAGCUCCUUCUCAGGAACCCAUCGCUAUUUGCGGGAUGUCGGUUCGCCUCCCCGGUGGCCUACACUCACCACAACAGCUCUGGGACUUCUUAAUUGCCAAAGGCGAUGCUCGUGGCCCAGUCCCCAAAUCGAGGUACAAUGCCUCCGGGUACAACUCUGAGAUACCCAAACCCGGCAGCAUCAAAACCAAGCAUGGAUAUUUCCUUGAUGAUAGUAUUGACCUUGCUUCCAUCGAUACAUCGUUCUUCUCCAUGGCAAAGGUCGAUGUCGAGCGGAUGGACCCACAUCAACGGCAAAUGCUUGAGGUUGCCAGAGAGUGUAUCGAGGAUGCGGGUGUGACAAACUGGAAAGGACGACCCAUCGGUUGCUACAUGGGGAGCUUUGGCGAGGACUGGGCUGAGAUGUUUGCCAAGGAGAACCAGCAGUAUGGUCUAUACCGUGUGACUGGGUAUGGAGAUUUCAUGCUGUCCAACCGCAUUUCAUAUGAAAUGGAUCUAACAGGACCAAGCAUGGUCAUCCGUACUGGCUGCUCUGCAGCUCUUGUUGCGUUGCAUGAGGCAUGCUUAGCAGUUUCCAGAGGUGACUGUGAAGGAGCCAUUGUCGGCGGAGCCAAUCUGAUAAUGGCCCCGGGAAUGACCAUGGCAAUGACAGAGCAAGGCGUUCUUGCACCUGACGGAUCAUGUAAAACGUUCUCUGCUGAUGCUAAUGGCUAUGCUCGGGGAGAAGCGGUCUCUGCUAUAUUUAUCAAGCCGCUGGCCGACGCCAUACGUGAUGGCAAUCCGGUCCGAGCUGUUAUCCGGGCGACAGCUUCAAAUAGCGAUGGAAAGGGUACUGGGGGCGGUCUCCAAAUGCCUAACGAUAUUGCCCAAGAAGCCAUGAUCAGACGAGCCUACGAGGUUGCUGGAAUUAUGGAUUACUCCGGAACAGCCUUCGUUGAGUGUCAUGGCACAGGAACCGCAAUUGGGGACCCCAUUGAAGCCAGGGCAGUCGGUCGCGUCUUUGGACCUUCUGGAGGUGUUCAAAUCGGCUCUGUUAAGCCCAAUCUUGGCCACUCCGAAGGCGCCUCGGGCCUCACCUCGCUGAUCAAGUCAGUGUUGGCACUCGAGCAUCGCAUCAUUCCUCCGAACAUCAAAUUUAACGAGCCGAACCCCAGCAUUCCAUGGGAGUCUUGUGGUCUUUCUAUUCCCACGGAGGCAAUGCCGUGGCCUAAGUCUCGAAGUGAACGUAUCAGUGUUAACUCCUUUGGCAUUGGGGGCACAAACGCUCAUGUCAUCCUCGAUUCAGCUCAAAGCUUCGGCGUCUCUCCUAUUCCUGAUCGGCCUACUACCUCUCCACAACUGCUUGUUUAUUCCGCCAACAAUGCUGAUUCACUGAAGAAAAUAAUGGCCAGUUAUAAAGAUUACGCCCAAAAAUAUCCCCAUAGGGUGAAUGACCUGGCCUUCACUCUAGCCAACCGAAGAGAGCAUUUGCCUCAUCGAGCAUUCGCCGUGGUAAACCUGUUUGGUGAGGUUACAGCUUCGCUACCUUCUAGAUCUGGUGAAACUCCCAGCAUUGUCAUGGUCUUCACCGGUCAGGGUGCCCAAUGGCCAGAAAUGGGUCGGUGCAUGAUCCUAAGCUCAGCCUAUCCCGCUUUCAAAAAAAGCAUCACAUCUCUCGAUGCGCAUAUACAGAAACUCAAGGACGCUCCGAAGUGGACUAUCGAGGAAGAGCUUCAGAAAUCGAGUAAAAUUAGCAGACUUGGCUCCGCUGAAUUUUCUCAGCCUCUUUGCACCGCAAUUCAAAUUGCCCUGGUCGACACAUUUGCUUCUGUUGGUAUUCAACCUACUGCUAUUGUCGGCCACUCUAGUGGCGAGAUAGCUGCAGCAUAUGCUGCCGGUGCCAUCACUGCCAAGGAGGCUAUCACAAUUGCAUUUUACCGCGGUCAGGUCACCAAACUCCAAACAAAAGUAGGCGCUAUGGCCUCGAUAGGCCUUGGCUCACGCAGUGUACAAGAAUAUUUGCAGCCCGGAGUGGUUGUUGCUUGCGAGAACUCGAACAAAAGUGUUACCCUCGCUGGUGACUGCGAGGCGGUUGAACUUGCGAUGAUCAGGAUCAAAGAAGCCCACCCUCAUGUCCUAGUCAGGAAGCUACAAGUCGACAAGGCAUAUCACUCUCACCAUAUGGCUGAGAUAGGCAACAAAUAUCAUGCCUUAAUCGAGAAUCAUCUAUCCAGCAAAAGCCCAGAAAAGACACUUGAAAAGUUGUUUUUCAGCAGUGUUGAGGGCAAGCUGCUCACCUACGAGUCGAGCCUGGGAUCCAGUUAUUGGCAGAGGAAUUUGGAGUCUCCCGUCUUAUUCCACUCCGCUAUUUCCUCCAUAAUUCAGCACGACAUUGCGAAGAAUAUGGUAUUCCUCGAGGUCGGCCCGCAUUCUGCCCUUGCUGGUCCCCUGCGGCAAAUUCAGACUCACCUUUCCAACACUUCUCCUUAUGUUUCUGCACUUGUCCGCAAGCAAAAUGAUGUGGUAUCAUUUCUGACAGCGAUUGGGACGGUAUACGCUCUCAAUGCCAGUGUCGACUUCAGUAGGGUCAUCGCGGAGGGUUCGGUUCUGCCCGACCUUCCAAGAUACCCCUGGGACCAUUCAAAGAAGUUCUGGUACGAGUCUCGAUUGAGCAAGAACUGGCGACACCGAGAACACAAGUAUCACGAUAUACUAGGUGUUCGAGUGGCAGAAAGUCUCGAAUUUGAGGUUCUUUUCCGCAACGUCUUCCAUUUAGAAAACGCGGCGUGGAUUCGCGAUCACAAGGUCGGCGACGAUAUCGUCUUCCCUUUCGCCGCCUAUGCUGGAAUGGUUGGUGAGGCUGUGCGGCAGGUCACUGGAGUCAAUGAAGCAUUCAAGCUGCGAAAUGUGGUCGUCAGUACUGCCCUGGUCUUAAGAGAAGGACAGCCAGUCGAACUCAUGACUACAAUGCGCCGUCACCGCUUGACGGAUUCUCUCGACAGUGACUGGUGGGAGUUCACUAUCGCUUCUCACACCGGCGCAGUUUCAACCAAGCACUGUUUUGGUGAGGCUAGGUCUCACAGCGGGGAUAUCUGCCACGCAGAAAGUAAUGCCCCCCUUGUGCGCAAAGUCGAUACCCGUCGCUGCUACCGGUCCAUGGCCAGGUGCGGUCUCAACUUUGGGCCCGCAUUCCAACGCCUUGAUGAUAUCAGGUCAGAUACUCUAACCCGAAUGGCAACAUCGGGCGUGAUUGGUAAGGCCACAGAUGGCGAGGGCUACCAUCUGCAUCCGACCAUCAUUGAUGCCUCCCUGCAGCUGCUCACUGUUGCAGCAUCCAAGGGCUACGCCGAUCCUACCACCAAGAUGAUGGUGCCGACCAACAUUGAGGAAUUGUGCAUUUAUAGAUGCCAUGAAGAUGUUCAACUCCGAGCAUCCGCAUCAUACACUCCAAAUGGCUCUAUCAUUGGCGGUGGACAGUGUAUUUCUUCUAAUGGCAAGGUUGUCUUGCACGCUUCCGGCAUCAGGCUCUCCGUUCUGGAUGACCCGGCAUCUGUCGAUGAAACUACAGCUCGCGCAGAAUGGGGCCCCCAUAUUGACUUUUUGGAUGUGAACACUCUCAUCCAGCCAUCGAUUGAUCGCAGUGCCCACACUCGAGCCCUGACAGAGCUAUCCCAUAUGUGUAUGCUUCACACAAAUCGUCUUAUUGCAGGACUAGAAACUCCAAUCAGUCACAUGCAAAAGUACCGGUCUUGGGUUGGCCAACAAUUGCAGCUUCGUGAAUUUGAACACCUCCAAACUCUCGACAACCCUGCCAUUGAGGAGCGGGUCAAACGCAUUGUUCACGAUUUGUCGCAAACUAUAGCCGCUGCCCCUUCCCAGGCCAUUCAAAAAAUAUUCAGCAAUGUUAAAAGUAUUUUCACUGGUGAGGUGGACGCGCUGGAUCUACUUCUUUCGGAUGGUACAAUGAACAGCCUGUAUGCCUCGAUGGAUCAGUGUGAUGAGUCGAAGUUCUUCGAGCACUUGGCCCACAGCAAGCCCAAUUUGCGCGUCCUUGAGAUCGGUGCCGGGUUGGGUGGGUCGACCGCUAAUGCUCUGAGGCUCUUAACGUCUGGCGGCAGAACGCUAUACUCGAGUUACACCUUCACUGAUAUUUCUUCUGGCUUCUUCGUUGCUGCGAAAGAUCGCUUCAGUUCAUAUCCCAAUAUUGAAUAUGCCACUCUAGAUAUCAGCAAAGACUGCUCGGAGCAGGGCUUCGAUGGUCGUACGUACGAUCUCAUCCUGGCGACCAACGUGAUUCACGCCACCCCAUCUCUUAGUGUGAGUUUGAGAAAUGUCUGUAAACUGCUCACACCCAACGGCCGGCUUUUGCUUCACGAGCUCACACCAACUUCUAAAUGGGUGAAUUACAUUUGGGGAACUCUACCCGGCUGGUGGCUGGGUGAAGCUGAUGGCCGAGUGGACGAGCCGUACGUGGGCGUUGAUCGCUGGGCGAAAGAACUGACAACUGCUGGAUUCCGUACCCCCGAUGCUGUCGUUCUUGAUUCACCAGAGCCAUACCAGCUGGGUGCCGUCAUUGUGGCCAGACCAGCGCUUGAAAUUGUUCCUAAGAAAUGCGUGACGCUCCUGAGUCUUUCUGAGUCCACGCACGUACGCUCCAUGGUUCAGGCUCUGGAAAAUAGGCAAUACGCGGUUGACUGUCGCGGACUGCAGGACAUGCCUUUACCUGCCGGCCAAGACGUGAUUGCUUUCCUUGAUGAUGAAGCGCCCUUUUUUGAAAACAUGGAUCAUCAGAGAUUUGAGUCGUUCAAAGCUUUAGUGGACAACAUGAAAGACCUCGGUAUUCUCUGGGUGACCGGCCUCUUACAAAUCGAGUGUCGCGAUCCACGAUUUGGCCAGAUCAAUGGCAUCGCGAGAUCCAUUCGAUCCGAGAGACUGGUCAGCCUUGCCACCUGUGAAGUUGACAAUGUCGAUUCGUCCUACGAAAAGAUCAUCGAUGUCUUCGAGAGCUUCCAACUGCGCCAAGAGGACCACUCUCUCAAACCUGAGUUCGAAUACGCCAUUGUCAAAAAUACGGUCCAGGUCGCACGCGUUCAUUCCUUUACGGUGCAAAAUGAGCUCUUGACCUCUGAUGCAAGUGACGUUAUUGCUCUGCGCACGAGUAAGCCUGGUCGUCUAAGUGCUUUGCACUGGGCCCGCCAGGAGAUCGAAGCACUGGAGGGUGAUGAUGUGGAGAUUAGCACAUAUUCUACUGGCUUGAACUUCAAAGAUGUCCUAUGUGCCAUGGGAAUUGUCGAGGCUUCGGAAAUUGGGUUCGGCUUUGAGGCUGCUGGUAUUGUUCGGCGUACUGGCCCUCACGUCAAGGACCUGAAGGCGGGUGACCGGGUAAUGUUGAUGGGGUCUUCUUCAUUCAGCACACAGGUUGUUGUUUCUGAGAAUCUUUGUGAGAAAAUUCCGGGUGGGUUGAGUUUCGAGGACGCGGCUACAAUGCCCUGCGUGUUCGCUACAUCGAUCUAUUGCAUAUUCAAUGUUGGAAAUCUACAGGCAGGACAGUCGGUUCUUAUACACAGUGCCUGUGGUGGGGUUGGUCUUGCUGCCAUCCAGUUGGCUCAGAUGAUUGGUGCUGAGAUCUACGCAACUGUCGGGAAUGAGGAGAAGGUGAAAUAUCUUAUGGACAAUUUUGGCCUACCUCGAAACAGAAUUUUCAAUUCUCGCAAUACCUCAUUUACUGAGGAUGUUCUGCGGGAGACUAACGGUGAAGGUGUCGAUCUGGCACUUAAUUCACUGUCUGGUGAGUUGCUACAUGCUACAUGGAAGUGCAUUGCAGCUUUUGGAAAAAUGGUCGAGAUUGGCAAGCGAGAUAUAAUAGGAUCUGGAAAGCUCGACAUGAGUCCUUUCAGAGAGAAUCGCAGCUAUUGUUGCGUCGACUUAGAUCAGGUCUGUUCAAGGAGACCGGUCAUUGUGAAGCAAAUACUCAAGAGCAUCAUUCAGCUGCUCAGGGAGCGAUAUAUCCACCCGAUUCGACCAAUCAAGGUCUUCAAGGCAGAUGAAAUACUCGACGCAUUCCGAUACAUGCAGCAGGGUACCCACCUGGGCAAGAUCGUCGUGUCCAUUCGUGAUUCUGCUGGUCAAGUCAGUACAGGGUUACACGCACAAAAGCGCAAAGAGCCCACGCAGUUCCCCAGUUCCGGCGCAUACCUCCUGGUUGGUGGCCUCGGAGGCUUAGGCCGUCCUCUUUCUGUGUGGAUGGCGGAACGCGGCGCUCGUCACUUCAUUUACCUUUCUCCCAGCGCGGGUACAAAUCAGGAGCACCUAGAGUUUGCCCAAGAGCUGGCUAGCAUGGGAUGCCGCGCCGACUUUGUGCAGGGUAGCGUUUCUAACCUUAGUGAUGUAAAAAGAUCCAUCACGCAAGCUCAUGGCCAGCUAAAGGGUAUCUUCCAGAUGUCAAUGGUGAAUCGUGAUCAAAAUUUGACACGUAUGACCAUCGAGGACUGGAACACAGCCGUGGAUCCCAAGGUCAAGGGAACCUGGAACCUCCACAAUGCAGCUGUCUCAGCCGACGCAGAACUUGACUUCUUCGUUCUUUUCAGUUCCCUUUCUGGUAUGUUUGGGCAGCCCGGUCAAAGCAACUAUGCCGGCGCGAACACCUUCUUGGAUGCAUUCUCUCAGUAUCGCUUGAGCUUGGGAUUGCCGGCUUGCGCGAUUGGGGUAGGGGCAGUUGAGGAAGUGGGCUGCCUCGCUGUUCGCGAGUCAAUCAUGCAAAGGUUCAAGGCCACUGGUAUCUUGGGUGAUACAAUCUCUGUGUGUGAGCUUUUCGAGGGAAUGGAGUUGGCCAUCAAAUCGACAAGGAACAAGUCGAGCCCUGUUACCUCAAACAACUUUUGUAUUGGGCUUCGCUCUAGAGUGCCCCUCAGUGAUCCCGAGAACCGUGCCCUCUGGAAGAAAGAUAUCCGCACGGCGGUCUUCCACAACAGAGAAGCUACCGGCAAAAAAUCAAGCACUUCCGCUAGUGACAAUAUCAGAUCCUUCAUUGCUGCGGCGAAGAGUAAUCCCGCUUUGUUGGCUCAACCCGAUUCUGCUCACCUUCUAGCUGUUGAAAUCGGAAAGAAAGUGUUCAGCUUCCUGCUGAAGUCAGAGGAUGACCUGCAUACGUGGUGCUCGUUAUCAGACCUGGGUAUGGAUUCCCUCGUGGCAAUCGAGGUGAGGCAGUGGUGGAAGAUGACGUUUGAAUUCGACAUCAGUGUGCUUGAGAUGAUGGGAAUGGGCACUCUAGAUGCCCUCGGGGAGCAUGCUGCCAAGGGUAUGCUGAUGUUAUUCCAUGGUGGCGAUGAACAGGCUAAUUAG
Molecule: messenger RNA, 7500 nt
Organism: Penicillium expansum
Lineage: Eukaryota; Fungi; Ascomycota; Eurotiomycetes; Eurotiales; Aspergillaceae
Product: type I polyketide synthase
Exons: 5
Coding region: 1-7500 (2499 amino acids)
Biological process (GO): secondary metabolite biosynthetic process; fatty acid biosynthetic process
Molecular function (GO): oxidoreductase activity; fatty acid synthase activity; phosphopantetheine binding
Source: RefSeq, a predicted model, not a curated record